Messenger RNA from Synchiropus splendidus (mandarinfish), 1278 nucleotides. RefSeq names its product 5-hydroxytryptamine receptor 3A-like. The coding region runs from base 1 to 1278 and encodes 425 amino acids. Gene Ontology annotation, cellular component: synapse; membrane; neuron projection. Gene Ontology annotation, biological process: signal transduction; regulation of membrane potential; chemical synaptic transmission. Lineage: Eukaryota; Metazoa; Chordata; Actinopteri; Syngnathiformes; Callionymidae. The transcript has 10 exons. The record is from RefSeq and is a predicted model, not a curated record. Gene Ontology annotation, molecular function: extracellular ligand-gated monoatomic ion channel activity; neurotransmitter receptor activity; transmembrane signaling receptor activity.
AUGCCUGUUUCAGGCUCCGCGAAGAAAACCUGCUCCUAUCAGGAUGUUUUGAACCAUCUGAGUCUGACCAGAAGCAACGACCUGUUCACCAUGACCCGACCUGUCAAAGACUACACAACACCCACCAAAGUCUAUCUGGAGGUUCUGCUUUACGCAAUUCUUGAUGUGAGAGAGAUUGACCAGACGUUUAUAUCCUACGUAUGGAUGUUCAUGACUUGGAAGAACGAGUACAUCUCCUGGAAUGAAACUGAGUUUUGUGGCAUUCAAAGUGUUGCUAUUCCCACUGGCAUUUUGUGGAAACCAGAUAUCACAAUUGAUGAAAUGACAGAGAAAGACAAGGCUCCUUCAAGUCCUCAUCUGGUGAUCUACUAUAAUGGUUUGGUGCAGGAGCAGAACAACCAGGUUCUCACCAGCACUUGCAGGAUGCAUAUUUAUAAAUUCCCGUUCGAUGUCCAGAGCUGUGAACUCUCGUUCAAGUCUGUCGUCCAUGCGACGGAGGAAAUUGAACUUCAUCACGUCCUGAGCUCCACGGGAGCCACAGAGUGGACACGAAAUCUGAUGCAAUCCCAGUAUGAGUGGCUGUUCAUAAACAUGACCGUCAUCAACAAAACAGUGCAAAUCUUUAACUAUGACCAGGAUUACAUCGUCUACACUAUCAACAUGAGAAGAAGGUCUAUACUCUACACUGUGAACUUCCUGCUGCCUAUCCUUUUCUUCUUUUGCUUGGACUUGGCCUCAUUUCUUAUCUCGGACGUUGGUGGAGAAAAGCUCGGCUUCAAAAUCACUGUGCUUCUUGCCGUCACUGUGAUGCAGCUGAUCCUCAACGAAAUCCUGCCCUCUUCAUCCAACAGCGUUCCUCUGAUAGCGGUCUAUUGUAUUGGGAUGUUUACGCUGAUGAUGCUGAGUCUCCUGGAGACCAUUCUGGUAAUGUACCUGAUUCAAAAAGACUCUGAGCCUGAAAAGCAGGACACUGAAAAGAAACAAGGAAAGAAAUGGGACAGUUUUUGCAUCAGUGACAGGUCCACUGAUGGGACUUCCUCUGAAGCGAUGAAGGCCAGUGACAGCCAGCAGCGAGAGUCCCAGAGUGUGGAAAGACUCUCUGGCGACAUAAAGGAGUUGACACAAGCUUUGACUCAACUCAUCAACAGCAAGACUGAAGCUGACAAACCGGGCUACUGGAGCAGAAUGACUGUCACUAUCAACCGAGUUUUCUGUGUUUUCUAUGUCACUGCUGUCAGUGUCUUUUUAGUCUUCAUGUUCAUACAAUGGCAAUAUUAG